Messenger RNA from Octopus sinensis (East Asian common octopus), 6181 nucleotides. Its product is annotated as C-terminal-binding protein 1. The transcript is spliced from 16 exons. The record is from RefSeq and is a predicted model, not a curated record. NCBI's taxonomy places the organism in Eukaryota, Metazoa, Mollusca, Cephalopoda, Octopoda, Octopodidae. Gene Ontology annotation, molecular function: NAD binding; transcription corepressor activity; oxidoreductase activity, acting on the CH-OH group of donors, NAD or NADP as acceptor. Bases 1111 to 2595 code for a protein of 494 amino acids.
UAUUUAUAUACGGAGUGAAAGGAAUGAAUUUUUUCGUCUGAAAAGGAAUUUAUUUAAUUUCAAAUUUGAAAAAAAAAUAACAACAAAAAAAAAAAGGAAUUUAAUUGUUUCUGUAACAGAGUAACAGAAAAGAAAAAAAAAUACAACAAAAUACCCCCUCCACCGCAAAAAUCCAUACUCCCCCCCAACCAAUUAACCAAUCUGUGGAAGAAGCGUGAAAAGAGAGGAAACUAUAACAAAAACCACUUGAGAGAGAGAGAGAGAGAGAGAAAGCGAGUGAGUGAGAAAGAAAGAGAACGAAAGAGAGAGGGAGGGAGAGAGAAAGAGAGGAAAAGAUAAUUAUUAAAAGUCGACCGCUGACAGAGGAUAUAUUUUUACCCCUGCUUUUAAAUUAUCGGUUUUAUCAAGGUGUCUGCUGCUUUUAAUGUGUUUUCCUCACUAUUUGGCUGCAAAAUAUGCAGUUAUGGUCAAGUUGCAAUUCACUUAGCAACUUCCCCCAACAAUCUACCACAGCUGCUGCAUCCCAUCUUGAUAUCUCUUCAAAAUCUUUGGAUAUACAAAAAUAAUCAAUCAUUGGAUAUUUUUGCUAUCGGAUAUAUAUAUCUAUCUAUCUUAUCUCAUCAUUGUAAGCAUAUCAAUAAGGACAUUUCCAAUCAUCUUGUCUUGUGAAGCUGUUCAUAAAGGCUUCACAUUUUGGGUGAAGCUGUGGUAUCAUGCUUUUCCCAAGAAAAUUAAUGGUGAUGAAGACAGAUUUUUCACCGUUAUCCAGCAUUUCUAUGCUUGAUAAGUUGCAUUAAAGUGGAGAGACUAUUGUACUCUCAGCUGAAGGAUUCUGAGUUAAUGCAGUGGCAAAUUUUAAAGAUCUGUUUUUACUCAAAAUAAGAAAAUAACAAUUAAAACCCAAAGAAGAACUAAUCACCUGAGAAAAAGAAUUCACCUGAUCAAUUUUGAACACAUAACCAAUCUGGUAGAUCAUUGAUUGAGGGUGUCUUGCAUCCUUGGAGUGGAUUUAAGUGAAAACUGCGGUGGACUAUAUAUUUUGGAGGUGGUGUGGUGUGGUGCUGGAGCGAGCGACAAGGCCCCCUCCACACCUGAACAAAGCUGCUGCACAUGGAUCCCGGCAAUAAACGAGCUCGUUUUGACAAGCCAGAAAACUGGACAUCGUCAAUAAAUGGGAAGUCAGUGAUGGAUAACUGGAACGCCUCAUUGAACGGAAAGUCCAUAAUGCCAUAUAAUAUGGCUGCAGUCCGCGGUCCUAUACCGAACGGACCAAUGCACCAAAGACCCCUGAUUGCGUUGUUGGACGGCAGAGACUGUUCUGUAGAGAUGCCAAUACUAAAAGACGUGGCUACAGUAGCGUUCUGUGAUGCACAAUCAACUCAAGAGAUUCAUGAAAAGGUACUGAAUGAAGCUGUAGGGGCUCUUAUGUGGCAUACUAUUACUCUGAAUAAAGAAGAUCUGGAAAAAUUUAAAAGUUUGCGAGUCAUUGUUAGAAUAGGAAGUGGACAUGACAAUAUCGAUGCAAAGGCUGCUGGGGAAUUAGGAAUUGCUGUCUGUAAUGUGCCCGGAUAUGGCGUGGAAGAAGUUGCUGAUUCGACGAUGUGUCUCAUUUUAAAUCUCUACCGAAGAACGUACUGGCUGGCAAAUAUGGUACGUGAAGGUAAAAAAAUCAAUGGCCCCGAACAGUUGCGUGAAGCUGCCCAGGGUUCGGCUCGAAUUCGAGGAGACACAUUAGGAAUUGUUGGACUUGGUCGUGUGGGAACCGCUGUUGCGCUUCGAGCAAAAAUAUUUGGUUUUAAUGUAAUUUUUUAUGAUCCUUAUUUAACGGAUGGAAUUGAAAAGGCAUUAGGAAUCACACGGGUAUAUACAUUACAGGAUCUCCUGUUCCAAAGUGACUGUGUCACUCUUCACUGUAAUUUGAACGAACACAACCACCAUCUAAUCAAUGACUACACCAUCAAACAGAUGAGGCCCGUGAAAGUGAACAGCCAAAACCCGGGAGAAUUCGGUAAUGGGGCAAGCAAAGGUGCUUUCCUUAUCAACACUGCUCGAGGUGGUCUGGUGGAUGAACUUGCUCUAGCUGCAGCACUGAAAGAAGGCCGUAUUCGGGCAGCUGCUUUAGAUGUUCAUGAGAGUGAACCAUUUUCAAUGGCAAACAGUGUUCUCAAGGAUUGCCCAAAUCUGAUCUGCACGCCACAUUCAGCUUUCUACAGCGAUCAGAGUGUCUCGGAACUACGCGAAAUGGCAGCCGGGGAGAUAAGACGAGCGAUUAUUGGCCGGAUACCAGAGAGUCUACGCAACUGUGUGAACAAGGAGUAUUUUCAAUCAAGCAACAUUCGCUAUCCAUUCCCAGCUACCGUCUACCCUGACAGUGUAAAUGGUCCCGCAUAUGCAUUCAACCCGGCCGCUGCGGCUGCUGUUGCGAUGGGGGUCCAUUCGACCACUCUUGACACCCACCCAGCAGUGGUGCAGCAUACUCACAACACCCCUCAUAGCACUCCACACAGCACUCCACACAGCACUCUACCAGAUUCGGGCAAUCACAUGGCUAAGGCUGAAAGUUCAGAGGCUCAUCUUUGGCUGCCAUCGUUGUAAUAGUAAAUAAAUUCUAUACCAAUAAAGCACUACUUCAGUACAGUGGCUUAUGACCUUGUUCCAGUAUGAGAUUUUAUCACAAUAACAAUAACAAUAAUCGAAGAAACAAUGGCAGUGUUCACAUUAUAACGUUGCCGAAAUGACUUUUGACUUCUAGAGACAAGGGAGAUAAUUUGUGAUCGUCUUUUCAACAUGUUCUUUAACUUCAUCUGAGCAUCAUUGAUUAAGGCCAUGCUGGGGCAUCACCUCAUGAAACAACUUUCCAUUUUUCUAAUGCAGCUCAUGAAAAUUUUGGCUGUAGGCUCUUUUUUUUUUCUGUGAAAAUUUUUUCUAAAAAAUCAAUUUUGUAAUUAUAUCUACAUUGGCAGAGAAGAACGUAUAGGGAUGAAGACUACAAAACAAGAUCAAAUAUACACGAAUGGUUACAACUACCAUUCUUAAUUCAAGACUCACAGGCAUACUAUUUAACUUUAUUUCUAGAAAUUCUAUCAUCGUCAUCGCCAUUUAACGUCCGUUUUCCAUGCUGGCAUGCAUUGGAUCAUUCGACUGGAUCUGACUUUUCUGAUGCAGUCUAAGAGAGAAGGUGCAUGGCUUAGUGGUUACAGGUGUCAGGCUCCUGAUCGUAGGAUGUUGAUCUCGAUUCCUGGACAUGGUGAUGCGUUGUGUUCUGCAGCAAAACACUUUAUUUCAUGUUGCUGCGGUGCAUUCAACUGGUAAAAAUAAGUACUCUUGUUAUGGACUUGCGUCCCAUCUUGGGGAAGGGAAAAAUAUACGCCUCAGAAAUCGAGGAACUGGUCCCAUUAGUAUAUUAUGUUUCCGGAAGGAAUUUUUAUCCUAUAUUUUGUAUGGGUGGAUAUACUUCCUAACGGCCACACAUUUUACACACUGUACUAGGUGCUUUUUAAAAAAAUUUAAUUUCAUGACACAAACACUAAAGAAGUUAGCAACUAACUCACAAGACGAAACCCCUUAACAGAGUUGGUGUGUAGUAUUGAGAGAGGUUCUUCGUGCUAGGCAUAGAGUAGUUAAAAUACGAGGGACAGGGAUGUCUACUCCCGUCAGAAAAAGAAAUGUUGGCCGUGAUGAGAUGUCGGGGUGUAACAUUCAAGGUACAUGACGGUGGACAGAGAAAGAACAGGGGUAGAAAAUCGACAAAGGUUGGGUGGGUUUAAGGGAAAGCGACAGACGGUUGAGAUAGGGACAGAUUUGAAAGUAGUGUAUAUUUAGUUGGUAACUUUUGAUUUCGCUUUGCACUUACUUCCUCUGCAUUUUACCUUUCCUAAAUCCCAGUUUCCAAUUGAGAUGCAGGUUAUCUUGAAUGCCAGUAUUUUGGUUAUUUAGUGGUCUUAGGCUCAAAUCCAACCUACAAAAUAUUUUAUUAUGAUUCUUUUUGAUUACUAUAUCUAGUUCUCAUACUGACUUAGGGUACCUAAAAGCAUGGCUACACACACACACACACACACACACACGCAAGCACAAACGCACAUUGUGUUGGAACAAAAGUUUAUACUGUUUAUUAAGUAAAACUAGAAAACAGUAUUUCGAUAUUUAUGCCUUCUUUUUGUUCAGCCACAUUUGUCCCAGUUUGCCCCUCUACCUUUCGCCGUCUUCGAGGCAGCUUCAUGAUUCCAUCCUCCCAGAACUUUGUAUCUUCUUAGGGUCAUCAUGAAUAUGUCUUGGUAGUUUUUACAGUUUUCCAAAGAAACGAAGUUCUUUCCUUUAAAAUAAUUUUGUAAGAAUCGAAAGAAACUGUAAUCCGAAGGUGCACGGUCAGGUUGGGUGCGGUAGGACAUCUCAGCUAAGAUGGACCAACUUCUGUCGGGUCUGCAAGGAAAGGUGUAGUCUAGCGUUAUCUUGAAGGAGGAUUUACCAAUUCUGAAUGUUUUUCAUCGAUUAUCUCCUUUAAUCGGUCUAAUUGGACGCAAUAAUUGAAUUCAACGUCCAAUUCUGUAGAAGGUGCUCGCAAUAGACAAUGCUCUUCCAAUCCCACUAAAUGCAGAGUAUCACUUUGUGAUGUACUUUUGGAGUAAUUAAAUGUGGUUAAUUGAUUAAUUUUGUCUUGUCCAGAACCUUUUUGUUCCAUACGAUUGUUCUGUUCCAAAAAUGCAUCGUUUCUGUUGCAUUUAGAGAGAGAACUGCAAAUUGAAAUGCAGUCUAUAAUUUUUCUUCCCGUUACAUUCUGAGACAUCUAGACAUUAUAACAAUUCACAUAUUCAAGUGUUUUAGAUUCCUUAUAACGCUUACGAGGUAUGGUGAGUAUCUCUACAAUGUUUUGUGUCGUGUCAUCUGUAUCAUUUCUGAUUAGUAUUUCUGUUUGGUCAUCAUCAAGUUUAGACCUCAGAUCAACAUUUUCACACCUAAUCCUAGCGAAUCACUUACGAACAGUCCUCUCAGCUAUGACGCCAUCCCCAUAAAUUGUACAAUCUUUUUUUGCGCUUUGUACAGCGAUUUUUUUUUUUUUUUCUUCUUCCCUUCUCAAAACAUACAAGCUUCAAAUAAUGAAAAUGUAUCCCAUUUUCCUCCAUUUUCACUUUAGAAAUAAAAAAAAGCAGUAGAAAUAAACUAUCCACAUAGUAAUUACAUAGAAAGACAUGUUGAACCGUUCCCAUUCAGAAAAAAGAAAAAUGUUAUAUGCUUCUGUUGCGUGAGAAACAAAAUUCUGUGUUUAAACACCACAAUCUGAAAACCGGUAUAAACUUUUGUUCCAACCCAGUUUGUGUAUUGUAUAGGGGGCCUGGUGCGGCUGUAUGGUUUGGAGUUUGCUUCCCAACCGCAUGGUUACAGGUUCUGUCCCACUGCGUGGCACCUCAGGCAAGUAUCUUCUACUAUUGCUUAGGCUGACCAAAGCCUAGCAUGUGGAUUUGGUCGACAGAAACUGAAAGUAGCUCGUCGUAAUAUAUAUAUGUCGCAAGGAGGUACAUGUUGAGGCCUGGAAAGUUCAAGCAGAAUAUGUGUGUGUGUCACUGUCUUGUAACUUGACUUCGCGUGAUAGUGGUAAAAGAGUGUCAUCGUGAUGUCCUUCGUUUUCAUUGUUACGGGAUGGGAAUCCUAUCUGGGUUUGGAGGAAUGAGGGUUAGCGACCGGAAGGCCACCCGGCUGUAGAAAAUGCUCCCAAACAAUCUAUGCCUGACUCAUAUACGCAUGGAAAAGUGCACGUUAAAACGACGAUGAUGAUAUGUGAGUAAGAAGUUUGCUUCCAAACUACCUGGUUUCAUGUUCAGUUCCACUGCAUGGUACUCUUGAAUAAUUGUCUUCCAUAGGUUUGGGCCGACCAAAGCCUUCUGAGUGGAUUUGGUCGACGGAAACUGAAAGAAGCCCCAUUAUAUAAAUGUGUAUCGUAUCUCUUUGCAUCUCCUUGUACUGCUAUAGCUUUGGUAGCUAUAAACGAGCCUCCCUGCCACAAAACCAGUACUAUAAAUCAACUCAUAUAACUCAUAUGACAUAUAUAAUACGCGCGCGCAUGUGACAAGUGAUCGGGCACCAAACAGGAUUGCUUGUAACAUUUAGAGUCAUUUGUCACUAGUUCUGAAAUAAAAAUAUUGCUGGCAACGUCUAACCAGGAUUAAUAAAAGGCGUACCACACAUG